AUGCCUUCCAACGAGUCUAUGGUCGCAUCGGGUUCGCGGACCUUCUGGUUCCGCGAUGCCAUCAUCUACCAAGUCUGGCCCGCAUCCUUCCGCGACAGCAACAACGAUGGUAUCGGUGAUAUCCAGGGUAUCAUCAUGAGCCUCGACUACAUCAAGUCGCUCGGCGUAAACACCAUCUGGCUCUCUCCCAUGUACGACUCUCCCCAGGUCGACAUGGGCUACGACAUUUCCGACUACGAGUCCGUCUACCCGCCUUACGGCACCGUCGCCGACAUGGAACAGCUCAUCAAGGAAUGCCACAACCGCGGUAUCAAGCUCCUGCUCGACCUCGUCGUCAACCACACCUCCGACCAGCACGCCUGGUUCAAGGAGUCGCGCAAGUCCAAGGACAGCCCCAAACGAGACUGGUACAUCUGGCGACCCGCCAAGUACGACGCCGAUGGCAACCGUCGCCCUCCCAACAACUGGCGUUCCAACUUCAACCAGCCCGCCUGGACCUGGGACGAGGCCACGCAGGAGUACUACCUCAACCUCUUCUGCCCCGAGCAGCCCGACCUGAACUGGACCAACGACGAAUGCCGCAAGACCAUCUACAAGAGCGCCAUGGAGUUCUGGCUCGAGAAGGGCGUCAACGGCUUCCGCGUCGACACGGUCAACAUGUACUCCAAGCCAAUGGACUUCCCCGACGCACCCAUCACCGACCCCGGUGCCGAGACCCAGCCCGCUGGUAUGGUCUACUGCAACGGUCCCAUGAUGCACACCUGGCUCAAGGAGAUGGGUGCCAUCCUCGAGCGAUACGAUGCAAUGACCGUCGGAGAGCUUCCCAACACGCCCAAGACAGCCGAUGUGGUGCGCUACGUCUCUGCGGCCGAGAACGAGCUGAGCCAAGUGUUCCAGUUCGACAUUGUCGAUCUCGGUCGUAACCCGGUCGACAUCAUGUCGUACGACGGCUACAAGCUGCCGGAGAUGAAGCGCGUCGUGGAAAAGUGGCAGCGUUUCACCGAGGGCAACGAUGCCUGGACCACCGUCUUCAUCGAGAACCACGAUCAGGGGCGAUCGAUCUCGCGCUUCGCUUCCGACAAACCCGAGCACAUUGCCGACUCCGGAAAGCUGCUGGCCCUCAUGAACAUGUCUCUCACCGGAACCGUCUACGUCUACCAAGGUCAGGAGAUCGGUAUGACCAACGUACCCAAAACCUGGGCUGCGGAAGAGUACCUCGACGUCAACAGCAUCAACUACCUCGCCGCUGUCAAGAAGCGCACCAACAACGACCCCAAGGCUCUGGCUAGAGCGCUUGCCGACGUCAACUUUUUGGGCCGCGACAACGCGAGAACUCCCGUUCAGUGGUCUUCCCAACCCAACGGCGGAUUCUCCUCCAACCCCGAGACGAAACCUUGGAUGAGGACCAACGACAACUACACGUCGAUCAACGUCGAAGUUCAGCAGAACGAUGCCUCCUCCGUGCUCAACUUUUACCGCAAAGCUAUCGCCGUCCGCAAGCAGCGCGCGUCGCUGCUCGGUCGAGGCGAAUUCAGACUGCUUGAGGAGGAGGACGAGAACCUGUUCAAGUUCGUCAAGAUCGCAGAUAGCGGCGAAAAAGCCUUCGUCGUGCUCAACUUUACCGACAAGCAGCAACAGUACGAGCUGCCCAAAGAGAUCGCUCAGGGCGCCGAGUUGGUGCUGGGUACCAGGAACGAUGGCGAGAAGGGAAGCCUGCGCGCCUACGAGGGCAGGCUGUACGUCGCUGCUGCUUAG
Messenger RNA from Pseudozyma hubeiensis SY62, 1755 nucleotides. RefSeq names its product alpha-glucosidase. Gene Ontology annotation, biological process: oligosaccharide catabolic process. Lineage: Eukaryota; Fungi; Basidiomycota; Ustilaginomycetes; Ustilaginales; Ustilaginaceae. The transcript has a single exon. Bases 1 to 1755 code for a protein of 584 amino acids. The record is from RefSeq and is a predicted model, not a curated record. Gene Ontology annotation, molecular function: alpha-amylase activity.